This is a messenger RNA of Anopheles darlingi, 907 nucleotides long. RefSeq names its product exosome complex component RRP40 (gene Rrp40). Gene Ontology annotation, molecular function: RNA binding. The transcript has a single exon. Lineage: Eukaryota; Metazoa; Arthropoda; Insecta; Diptera; Culicidae. Gene Ontology annotation, biological process: nuclear polyadenylation-dependent rRNA catabolic process; CUT catabolic process; U4 snRNA 3'-end processing. Bases 124 to 828 code for a protein of 234 amino acids. The record is from RefSeq and is a predicted model, not a curated record. Gene Ontology annotation, cellular component: cytoplasmic exosome (RNase complex); nuclear exosome (RNase complex).
UCUCCAUCUCAACAUGGCGGCUGAUGGUUUCCUGGGAUUGCGGUAAAACGUAAACAAACGCGAAAUUUUAACGAAAACGUGUUUUCUGGGAAUUUUAAGGCUCGAAAUCUUCGAAACGAGGAAAUGGCGAGUAAAACCGUUCUUGCUGGCGACGUAAUAUUCGAGCCGAUGGAGAUGAUCAAGACGAGUAAAAAGGUGAUUCUGGGGCCGGAUUUGCGCAUGGAUCAGGAUGUGGUGCGCGCCAGUAAAUGUGGCCAGCUGAAAACGAAACCGCCGAAUACGUUCUGGGUUGAUGCGCACCAAAAGCGGUACGUGCCGACCCGCGGGGAGUUGGUGGUCGGCGUUGUGAUGGCUAAAGCAGGAGACAUAUUUCGAGUGGACAUCGGCAGCAGCGAAACGGCCUCUUUAUCGUAUGUGGCCUUCGAGGGCGCAACUAAGAAGAACCGGCCAGACGUGAACAUCGGAGAUAUCGUGUACGCGCGGCUCUUGAUCGCUCACCCGGACGUAGAACCCGAACUCGUUUGUGUCGAUUCACACGGCAAGAAGGGGAAACUCGGAAUCCUGCAUGAUGGAUUUCUGCUAAGUUGCAGUCUGAAUCUGAUACGAAAGAUUCUCAAUCCAAAGUGCACGUUCCUGAGUUUACUGUCGAAAGAGCUCAAAUUUGAGCUGGCUGCUGGGAUGAACGGACGACUGUGGAUACGGGGAAAAACCGUUAAAGAAACCAUUGCCAUCGGAAAUGCAAUUUUGGCCCUAGAAUUUGUACCGAGCGAUCAGAUCCGCGAGCUUUGCAACGACAUCGGAUCGUACGUAGCAGGAUUCGCGAAAUAAAUUUGUGAGAAAUUUAGGAACUCAACGUAUUUUUCAUUCUUACCCACUAAGCCCAUAACGAACGGAGAUAACACUCAAA